Cantharellus anzutake is the source of this 717-nucleotide messenger RNA. RefSeq lists its product as uncharacterized. The transcript has a single exon. The record is from RefSeq and is a predicted model, not a curated record. The annotation marks the transcript as partial. Lineage: Eukaryota; Fungi; Basidiomycota; Agaricomycetes; Cantharellales; Hydnaceae.
CCGAAAGCGGGCUCAACAACCGUGAACGUCGUUGUAGUGUACAAUCGAUGUCUUCAACACACCAACAUUACACUACAGAUGCGACCUAUAUUCCCUGGUUGCGACUUUAUGUCCUACUUAUUGCGCUGGCACUCGCGGUCAUUUUUGGUUCGUCUGGGACAACCCCCCCCGCUCAGUCAAGAGCCGAUCUCCCACUCCGAUUCCGCGACACCCACCUUCCCAGGCGUCCAUCAACCUUUUUUACCCGAACGGUGUAUUACAUUGCACACCGACUCCCAAUUAAUUCGCCUUCCUGCUUGCUCGCACACUGAUCCUUAGAUAUUGCUGUCCGCACUCAUGCAUACAUCCCUUAAACGGCCAUAAAAGCUCUUUGUGCGUCAUCUUUUACCACCGAAUUGGCAGAUCGAACGGGUGAGAGAGAUUUGUAUCUACACCAUUUCACCAGCCCAGCCCCAGCCCCAUUCCAAUCUUGUACCAUACACACAAACCAAAUGAAAGAAUCCAUCAUUCUGACCCUCUCCAUGUUACGUGGCUACACCCAUCUGGAACCAACCAGAGGCCGAUUUCCACUUCAGCUCCCCCAUUUGACUUGUUCACCAUGUUCAACAAAUUGUGCAAAAAGCUCCAAGUGGACAUCGAACAAGCCAGAACCGAAGCCACCAUUUGUAUUGUGAGUACAUCAGGGUUUCAAUGUAAACGACCGGCGCACGUCCCUAG